AUGGACGUCGCAACGUUCGGGGCAACGUGCUCCCCGUGUUCAGCACAGUUUGCUAAGAAUGGAAACGCCCAGGAACAUAAAGAUCGUUAUCCGGAAGCUGCUGAAGCAAUUGUUGACAACACAUAUGUUGACGAUUUUCUUGCGAGCUGUGAUACCAUUGAAGAGGCAACGAAACUGGCUUUGGAAGUGAGUUUGGUCAACCGAUCGGCUGGUUUUGAGAUACCUAGUUGGCAGUCGAAUUCCGAACACCUCCUGAAACGGGUUGGGGUGACUACUGGAGAUGAGAUGAAGAGCUUUGCCAUCGAGAAGACGACAAAAACCGAAAGAGUCCUCGGUAUGAUGUGGGUACCGAGUGAAGAUGUGUUUGUAUUUUCGGCGGAUUUCCGAACAGAUCUACUCCCGUUGCUGUCUGGGGAAACGCGACCAACAAAGCGGCAAGUGUUGCAGGUGGUCAUGAGCCUUUUUGACCCGCUCGGAAUUGUGGCCUGCUACACCAUACACGGGAAAAUUCUCAUCCAGUCCAUCUGGCGUUCGGGAAUUCUGUGGGAUGAUCCUAUCUGCGACGACGACUUUGAUAUGUGGCAGCGCUGGAUCAAACUGACACCGAAGUUGGAAAAUGUAAGAGUGCCACGUUGUUAUUUCCCCAACUACACUACCGGCAGCUACAAUUCACUUCAGCUGCAUGUGUUCGUGGACGCCAGUGAGCUGGCCUACUGUGCUGCGGCCUAUUUUAGAAUCGUUGACGGAGAUACUCCCCGCUGCGCUCUGGUGGCAGCUAAGGCCAAAGUUACACCUUUAAGACCACAAUCCAUACCUCGAAACGAGCUGGGCGCUGCAGUGAUUGGUUCUCGGUUGCUGAAGUCUGUAGAAGAAAGUCACUCACUGCAAAUUACCGAAAAGUUCCUGUGGACCGAUUCUUCGACUGUUAUGGCCUGGCUCCGUGCGGAUCCACGAAAAUAUCGCCAAUUUGUCGGUUUUAGAAUAGCAGAAAUUUUGACGAAUACUUCGGUGGAAGACUGGCAGUGGGUUCCUUCCCGUGACAACAUAGCCGACCAAGGAACCAAAUGGGGUAAUGGUCCCAACUUCGAUCCAGAUGGUUUGUGGUACAAAGGACCCGAAUUCUUGUACCGACCAACAGAAGAAUGGCCGAAACAAAAACCCUGCUUGGAGUCACCCAAAGACGAAUUACGGUCGGUAAACGUUCAUCGUCAGUCUGACGAUGAUUUUGUAGUCAACAUGGAAAGUUUCUCGCGGUGGGAUGGGCUACUCAACCGAGUUGCUUAUAUGUAUCAUUUCGUGCACCGCUUCAAGCGCUUCAAACGGGAACCGGUGGAAUCUAGUGAAUCCUGUGGUGAUCUGAAUCGUGAUGAUUAUGUGUCGGCGGAAGCAGCCAUUUGGCGGGCUGUGCAGCGACAGGUGUUUGCGGAAGAAAUUCAAGCGCUUAGAAGCAGUUCUGAGCUUUCAUCGAAGCAGUGGAAGCGUAUCGGCAAGGGAAGUGUCCUAGCGAAGCUAUCACCGGUGAUCGAUGAGUCCGGUGUUCUCCGGAUGGCGAGCAGAAUCGACCCUCAAGCGGCUUAUUAUUCGUUCGACUUUCGAAAUCCUGUGAUAAUACCAAGAGAUCAUCAUGUCACCACUCUUUUGAUCCUGCGAUUUCACCAAAAGUACGGCCAUGCCAAUACCGAGACUGUACUGAACGAGCUCAAGCAACGUUACUACAUCCCCCGGAUGAGAGCCAGUGUGAAGAAGGCGAUUAAAAGCUGCAUGUGGUGUCGUGUUUAUCUGGCUAGACCACAGGCUCCAAAAAUGGCCCCACUCCCCCAGCCCAGGGUUAAACCCUAUGUACGACCGUUCACCUUCACAGGGCUGGACUACUUCGGACCCCUGCUGGUCAAACGAGGACGUAGCGACGAAAAAAGGUGGGUCGCGCUUUUCACCUGCCUCUCGGUGAGGGCGUUGCACCUAGAAGUGGUGCAUUCUUUAUCGGCAGAAUCCUGCAGGAUGGCAAUUCGGCGGUUUGUCGCUAAGCAUGGUCCUCCUCAAGAGAUAUUCAGCGACAAUGGGACGAACUUCCGCGGGGCAGCCCGAGAGUUGGAAGAAGAAACUAAUGCAAUCAAUAAGGAGUUAGCGAGCUACUUUACCAACAGCCAUACACAAUGGCACUUCAACCCCCCUUCUGCCCCCCAUAUGGGCGGGGUUUGGGAGAGGAAAGUCCGGUCCGUGAAGGAGGCGUUCAAGACUCUCUCGCACCAUCAAAGGCUAGACGAUGAAGGACUGCGAACAUUGCUCUCGGAAGCAGAAUUGAUAGUCAACUCCCAUCCGCUGACGUUCGUGCCGCUGGAGGAUCCCAACGAAGAACAAACCACCAAGGGUACCAAUCGACGAUGUUACACCUCUUCGACCAAACUGGAAGGUUAUUCAACACUUAACAAACCAGUUUUGGAAGCGCUGGGUGCAAGCUUACCUACCUACUAUAGCCUGCAGGACGAAAUGGUUCGCGGAAACGCGGCCGCUGAAGGUCGGCGAUCUAGUGGUCAUCGUAGACGAGUCCGUGCGCAACGGAUGGCUCCGAGGUAA
This is a messenger RNA of Uranotaenia lowii, 2574 nucleotides long. RefSeq lists its product as uncharacterized. Bases 1 to 2574 code for a protein of 857 amino acids. The transcript is spliced from 2 exons. Gene Ontology annotation, biological process: DNA integration. Lineage: Eukaryota; Metazoa; Arthropoda; Insecta; Diptera; Culicidae. Gene Ontology annotation, molecular function: nucleic acid binding. The record is from RefSeq and is a predicted model, not a curated record.